CGAGAAAUCUGGUGAUAAGGCUUCUGGUGGUGAAGACCAGGACAAGGAGAAAAAGUCUGAGAAGAAACAGAAAAGUAGCAAGAAAGAUAAGGACGCAAAAAGAAAACAAAUAAACGAUCCUUUACUAACCGAAAAACUAUCAGAUUCAGAUGGUGAUGAAGAUAAAAAGACAAGGAAGAAGAAAUCUAAAGAAAAAUCUGAAGAGGAUGCAGACAUGUCAGACAAGGGUUCUAUAAAACGUCGCACAAGGGGUAGUAAAAAAUCCCAAAACCAGGAAUUGAAUGAAAGUGAAGAUUCCGAUGAUAAGGAAGAAGAAUCUGAGAAGUUGGCUGAAGAUAAGAAGUCAAACGAUGAAGAUGGUGAUGGUGACAAGAAGUCUGGUGAAGAUCAGGAGAUGGAAAGUGAGAAGUCUGAUAAUGAAGAUGGUGAUGGUGAGAAGAAGAACAGUGAUGAUGAGAAAAAUACUGAUGAUGAGAAAAAGAAUGAUGAUAAGAUCAGUUUUGAUAGCGAUGACAGCGAUGAUAUCAAAAUGAUCAAGAAAAAGAAAGACUCGGAUGACGACGAUUCUGAUGAUGAGAAGGAAAAUAAAGAUAAGAGCGAUUCAGACAGCGAUAGCGAUAUUGUGGUGACCAAAAGGAGAAGGACCAAGCGGAAAAAAGAUUCAGACGAUUCCGAUAAAAGUUCCGAUUCUGACAAAAAAACCAAAAAGAAGAGGAGGAGAGUCAAAACUGGUGACGACAGUAGUGCAGGUUCUGGUUCGGACGCAGACAGUCCCAAUAAAGGCCGUAAAAAUAUACGAAAGGUCAUCAAAACUAAAAAUUUGGAUGAAGCCACAUUGCAAGCAGCCAAGGAAGAAAAAGAACGCAAGGCGAGGAUCGAGGAGAGACAAAAAUUGUAUAAUUCCUUGUACGACGACAAACUGAUGAAGGAAGCCAAAGUCGACAAGCUGGUCCUCGAUUUCGAUCCGGAGACUAAAAAAGAGUUAAUAACAGUCCAUAAGAAACUUGUGAAACAUCUGAAACCUCAUCAGGCUACUGGUGUUAAAUUCAUGUUUGACGCCUGCUUUGAGAGCGUUAAACAGAUCGACAAGGGCUACGGUUCGGGGUGCAUUUUGGCCCAUUGUAUGGGCUUGGGAAAAUCUUUACAGGUUGUGACCCUGGUGCAUACUUUGUUAAUGCACGAAGAGUUAACGAAAGUCCGGUGCGUCCUGGUGGUGUGUCCUUUGAGUACAGUACUCAAUUGGGUUAAUGAAUUUACAAUUUGGCUCAAGAAUAUAAACGAUGGAGAGGAUAUUAAUAUCUAUGAACUGUCCAAGUUUAAGAAGAACAAUGAGAGAGCCUUUCAAUUAUCCGAUUGGCAAAAAUGUGGUGGAGUCAUGAUCAUGGGUUACGACAUGUUUAGGAAUCUAACGAACGAUAAAGGAGCACGUUUAAGAAAAAAGAUGAAGGAGUCUCUUCAAAGGAGUCUUGUUGACCCAGGGCCAGAUUUGGUGGUUUGCGACGAAGGUCAUUUGUUGAAGAAUGAAAAAACAAGUUUAAGUCAGGCUAUGACAAAGAUUAAAACCGGGAAAAGGAUUGUUUUGACGGGAACGCCUGUGCAGAACAACUUGAAAGAAUAUUAUUGCAUGGUUCAAUUUGUCAAACCAAAUUUACUCGGCAAAUAUAAUGAAUACAUGAACAGGUUUGUUAAUCCCAUCACGAAUGGACAAUAUACCGAUUCGACGCCAAGGGACAUCGAAAUUAUGAAACGAAGGUCUCAUGUUUUGCAUAAAAUGCUUGAUGGCUGUGUACAGAGACGUGACUACAGCGUAUUGGCCCCAUUCUUGCCACCAAAACACGAAUACGUACUAUUUAUAAAUUUAACAGAACUGCAGAUCAAGUUGUAUCAAUUUUAUCUGGAUAACUUUGCAAGGCGUCCAGCAGCAGAUAGAAAGAACAGCUCGUUUUUGUUCCCUGAUUUCCAAAAUUUCCAAAGAAUUUGGACGCAUCCUCGAGUUAUGAAGGCCAACAGCGAGAGAUACGAACGGGAUCAGGCGAAAAAGGCUGAAAGAGACACGGAUUCCGAAGGAUCUUUAGUAGAUUUCAUAGACGAUUCAGGCAGCAACGAAUCAUCUUCGGAGGAAGAAUCCAUGUCCAUGAGCGGUUCGUCCGAUGAAUCUAACAAAAAGGGCUCUUCCAGAAAGAACGCCGAUAAUAAUGCAAGAAACACCAGAGCCAGCAGGAGAAACCAAGGUCUUCCUGCACCGCCGCAAGAAGAGGAGGAAAAUGAGACUGAAGAAAAAAGAGAAAAUCCUACCGAAUGGUGGAUGCCACUUUGUCCCGAAGAGGAAUUAGACUAUUUGAAGCACAGUGGAAAAUUGAUGCUGCUUUUUGAUAUUUUGAAGGAAUGCGAGACCAUCGGCGAUAAAAUAUUGGUAUUCUCUCAAUCCCUCUACUCCUUGGACGUCAUCGAACAUUUCUUAUCCCAAAUCGACGAACGGACGCAGAAUCAGAGCGACAAUGUUCUUGGACAUCGAGGAUCCUGGUCACCUGGAUUGGAUUACUUUAGAUUGGACGGUUCUACGUCCUGCGAAAACCGGGCUGCCUGGUGCAAGAGUUUUAACAGGGCGGAUAACAUCAGAGCGAGACUGUUUCUAAUUUCCACAAGAGCAGGAGGCCUAGGUAUCAAUUUAGUAGCAGCUAAUCGAGUAAUCAUCUUUGAUGUGUCUUGGAAUCCUUCACACGAUGUCCAAAGUAUCUUCAGAGUGUACAGAUUUGGACAGAAGAAGCCUUGUUAUAUAUACAGAUUUAUAGCACGGGGUACGAUGGAAGAAAAAGUGUAUGAACGACAGGUGACCAAGCAGGCUAUAUCCAAGAGAGUUAUAGAUGAACAACAAAUUGAUAGGCAUUACAAUUCUAAUGAUCUCAACGAAUUAUACAAAUUUGAGCCAAUCCCGGCAGAGCCUCGACCGACUCCAAAGUUGCCAAAAGAUCGACUCUUCGCCGAACUCUUGCACGGACAUGACAAAUUAAUUUAUCAUUUCCACGAACAUGAUUCCUUAUUAGAAAACAAGGAAGAGGAGACUCUUGAUGAAGAGGAAAGAAAAGCAGCCUGGGAGGAGUUCGAGAACGAAAAGAAGGCUCCGCCGCCGCAGAUGUAUCAGCACCAACAAUAUGGUCGAGGUAACUUUGGAACUGGUAGCAACCUAUUCGGUAUACCAAUGAACAUGGUGCUCAGUUUACUGACGACAAUGGUGAAGGCAGACAACCCAAUGCUGACUGACAACGAAGUUAAAUCUGUCAUACCAGCAAUGUCGCAGAAACUGAUUGCUGCCACACAAGCUGGAGACUAUUCGAUUUUGGAACGGAUGAAGAGUCUGUACGUGCAGCAGCAGAAUAUGAUUUUGCAGCAGCAAUACAAUAAUAUGUCGUAUCAAGGACAGUAUGUUGGUGCAGUAAAUCAGCCAAACCAGAUGUACAUCCAGCAACAGCAGAUGAUGCUGAAACAACAACAACAGCAACAGCAACUUCUGAAGCAACAGCAACAAAUGGCGAGGAUGAACCAGCAGCAAACAUCGAGAUUGGUGAAUCCCUUCAGCAAAACUACCAACCACCAGCCUUCGAUUCUUAAGAACAAUCAACCAUCAGCAACAGCACCUGCCAGCAGCACGGUUGCAUCGAGCAGAAGCAGGAGGCUUCCAAGUCUACAAGACUUUGUCGACUUGGACUCGGAUUAAAAAGAUCAACACAAACAUCACCACCAUUUCAUAAAAUAUUAUCAUUAAUUGUAAAGCUUACUUUUUAAACACAUCUGUGUCUGUAUUUGAAUUUGAGUAAGCAGUGAUAUAAUUAAUUAAUUAAUUAAUAAUGAAUUUAAUAAGUAUGUGGAGGAAUUUUGUUUUAAAUGGUGGUACAUAGGAGGAAGUCGGAAAUUUAAGGUAAAUAAUUGACUAAUGUUUGGGUAAAAUAGAAUUGUUGUGUUAUGGGUCUAUUUUUGGAUGAGUUGGUAGACACCCACAUCCUUCAG
Ctenocephalides felis (cat flea) is the source of this 4005-nucleotide messenger RNA. RefSeq names its product transcriptional regulator ATRX homolog. NCBI's taxonomy places the organism in Eukaryota, Metazoa, Arthropoda, Insecta, Siphonaptera, Pulicidae. Gene Ontology annotation, molecular function: ATP hydrolysis activity; ATP binding; ATP-dependent chromatin remodeler activity. The record is from RefSeq and is a predicted model, not a curated record. Gene Ontology annotation, cellular component: nucleus.